Cariama cristata (Red-legged seriema) is the source of this 1201-nucleotide messenger RNA. RefSeq names its product receptor-type tyrosine-protein phosphatase mu-like. Gene Ontology annotation, molecular function: protein binding. The annotation marks the transcript as partial. NCBI's taxonomy places the organism in Eukaryota, Metazoa, Chordata, Aves, Cariamiformes, Cariamidae. The record is from RefSeq and is a predicted model, not a curated record. The transcript is spliced from 7 exons.
GCAGAUCCAAUGCGUGGGCCACGAAAACUAGAGGUUGUGGAAAUCAAAUCUAGACAAAUCACUAUUUGCUGGGAACCAUUUGGAUAUAAUGUCACACGUUGCCAUCGAUACAACCUCACAGUCCAUUACCGUUACCAGGCUGGAGGACAAGAGCAAGUGAGAGAAGAAGUCAGCUGGGAUACAGAAAGUUCACAUCCCCAGCACACAAUUACUAACCUAUCACCCUACACAAAUGUCAGCAUCAAAUUAGUGCUAAUGAAUCCAGAAGGACGAAAAGAAAGCCAAGAACUUGUAGUACAAACUGAUGAAGAUGUCCCGAGUGCCGUACCACUUGAAUCCAUUCAAGGGAGUACCUUUGAAGAGAAGAUUUUUCUUCAGUGGAGAGAGCCAGCACAAACAUAUGGUGUGAUUACUUUGUAUGAGAUCACCUACAAAGCAGUCAGUUCCUUUGACCCAGAAAUAGAUUUAUCCAAUCAAAGUGGACGUGUCUCAAAGCUAGGAAAUGAAACGCACUAUCUCUUUUUUGGACUAUAUCCUGGCACUACCUACUCCUUUACCAUCAGAGCCAGCACAGCUAAAGGCUUUGGACCUCCAAUCACAAAUCAAUUCACCACUAAAAUAUCAGCACCCUCUAUGCCACCAUAUGAACUUGAAACACCUUUGAAUCAAACUGACAGCACUGUGACAGUCUUGCUGAAACCUGCACAGAGCAGAGGCGCUCCUGUCAGGUACUGGGGGAAAAAUCUUUAUAAAAUUAAAACCAAAUUGAUUAAUUUCUUGAACAUGUUUUCUGGGGAUUUUCUACACAGAUUUGAUCCAGAUGCAAGUGGCUUGUUCUUUGAAGAUAAGGAACAAAGCCAUAGUUCUGUUGUGUGGGUGGCUUCUUUAAGUGUCUAUCAAAUAGUUGUUGAAGAAGAACGCCCACGGAGGAUCAAAAAGGCAACUGAAAUCCUGAAGUGCUACCCAGUGCCGAUUCAUUUCCAGAAUGCUUCACUUUUGAAUUCCCAGUACUACUUUGCUGCAGAGUUUCCAGCCAAUGGUUUACAAACUCCUCAGCCUUUUACUAUUGGUGAUAACAAAACCUACAGUGGGUUCUGGAACACUCCUCUUCUUCCUCAUAAGAGCUACAGCAUCUAUUUUCAAGCUGCUAGCAGAGCCAAUGGGGAAACCAAAAUCGACUGCGUCAGGGUAGCCACAAAAG